UGUAAAUUUUUCGCAGUCUCAGUUCGAUCGCGGUGUCGCGUGCACUUGUUUUGCUGUACGAGUACGACUAGUUGCUCUGGAGGUUUGCCUAGUUUAGUUCGAAGUUUUUUUUCCUGCUGCAUUCUAUCUCAAGUUCCAUGGUGUUGCGUUCUUUUGUCCAGACGAAGCUGGCACAUUUGUGAACUUUUCUUGAUUUUGUUCGGAGUUGUGUGAUUUGUUUCAGUGGUUUUGUAGGAUUUCGUUCAGCUCGGAACGAAAACGUACCAUUUUCGAGUACUAAUUGUGACAAAGCGACGAUUUCAACUAUCUGCCGCUCUUCGAAGGCAAACCACGAACCCGAUAAAGGAAGGCGAUUGGCGUAAAUAAAUUAGCGACCUUUGCUUCGGUGUGCAAAUUAUACAUUGAUUGGAUUGCCUUGAAGUAUAUAGUGCUAUUCAAAGUAGUGUGAACAAACAAAUGCGUGAGUGAUUUCUUACAGUAUUACGAGUGAUUUCGAUCAGUGUCACAACUGGCAACUUUGAAAUUUGAAAAUUAAAUUCAAGCGCUGUUCAAGGACCAGCGACGAGUGGGCGUUUCUUGGUUUACGAGGUUUUUCGUUUGAAUAAAAAAAAACAUACAAUUACGUUUUAUAAAUGCUAUUGAAAUUCAAGUGGAAAUAACUGAUUGGACUGGUUUUGAUCUAGUGUUUUGGAGUUUUUGAAACAAUUUAUCUAGGUUCUUCAUAAUAGGGUCGAUUCGAAAUCUACUGAGUACCUGAACGAAAGUCUGACUACAUUUGUUGUGUGAUAAAAGGUUUGCAGAUGCGGAUAUACUGACUAACGUAUUUAGCUGGUGAUCGUAUUAUAUUGGUUUGGUCCUCAUAAUUGUCGUUGAUCGUCAAGUAAAGUUGUGCUUUCCGUAGAAAAUUUGCUAUCACAUAAGGUUGUCUUUCGAUUGCCAUGCUUCCGGAAUACAUUCAAUCUAUUCUGAAUAAGCCCCAGUAGGCACACGAGUAGAAGUAUGCGGUGGUCCGUGCAGGUGCUAGCUUUAAUAGUAGUAAUAGUACAUUCAGUAAGUGCUUCGGGUUCAGAAUGACGGAUGUUGCCACGCCUCAUAAGAUACUGAACUUCAACAGCAGCAGCAGCAGCAACAACAACAACAAUAAUUUGACCACUUCCGGUAACAGUGGACCACGCAGUGUUUCCUUCAAUCGAGACGUGCACGUUAAAAGGAUUGGAUCACGUUCGGAGCCACGAACUUUCGCUUCAAAUUCGAACGUUCGCAAGGAAGCACAGAACUUAUCAGCAGAAGCACUACGGAAGGAAGCUGAAUUUGUUCUUGCACACGCGGAUCGCAUCGACAGAGCCCGUUCGCAAAGUGAAGGAGAGAUCCGAGGAAAGGACAAUCAAUUUAAUUCUCUCCCAUCUCGUAAAUCUCGAGCUAAAGCUGCCCUUACACGAAGCUCCAGUGACGCAUCGUCUCAGAAACCCCAGAAGAACUUACUCAAUCUGUUUAACAACAAAAGCAAGUCAGAUAGAGCAGCACCGCCAUCGAACGAAAAGUCACGAACUGUGGUCAGUCGUAGCAAAAGUGAUGUUGGUCAACCAGGCCAGGUGAGAGUACGUAAAACACCCAGGCGAAACACUCAAGAGCUGAAACAUGAUCCAUUAACACCGAUCAUCGAAGCAUCUCCGGCGGAAUAUACAAAGAAAUUGGAUCCAUUGACAGUUUAUACUCAGCAGAUCAACGAUUGUGUUCACACGCCAGUGUCGGACAACUUCUCCGCUCACACCGCUUCAAAGCCAGUAAUGGAAACGAUAGCAUUGUUGCGCCAAAACUCCAAACCUCAAGAAAGACUGCACUGCUCUCAGUUACCACCGGAGAAACCGAACCUCACCAAGGGGGUUACAGUGGAGAACAUUGUAAAGCGGCUUUCCAGCGAACGUCACACAUCACCUCCUCCAGCGCAAAUUGUCCGCGACGGAUUUUCCUACACUCGUCCUGGUGAACCUGUUGUUUAUGCACAGGUUGUUUGUAGUAAUGAAGGCAAAGAAAAGCACACUGUUCGCAAUCAGUAUAUGGCCAACGUUAACGAAGAAGACAUAACGAAAUCUAGUCUCUACGAUCAAGACAGAAUGACCACAAAGGAGUACCUCACCAUGAAACGUCCCAGCCCACCACUUCCCAAGUACACGCUAGACGAAACGGAUAAUUUUCCUCGAACGAAGUUCAAAGUUUACAAUAGCGAUGAAGACGAAGGUCUUGGAAUCGACUAUAGCAAACGUUUCUCAACCACCUAUCUGAAAGCAACGACCACUGAUUCCAUCACGAAUUCGGAUGAAGAUCAUAUUACCCCGACGGUCAAACAUGCACCACCCGAGCGUCCUCUGUACAAUCAUAGUUUUAGUGCCAACUAUCGAGGUCAGGCAGAUGGGAAAGAAUAUUUACCAGAAUUUCACGAACUCAGUCAACGACGCGAAAUUCUAGAAUCCAGAAUACGAAACCGAAUUGGGUCUAGGGAGCUGUUGAAUAAGCGUUCACCCGAUCGAAUAUUUGGAGUUGAAUCGGGUGGUUCUCGAUAUGAAAGUCAUCAAAGGAGUGCGUUUAGGAGAAGCGCUGAUCGGAUGGGCAGUGAGUCCCCGAUUCGACGAAGAACUGUUUCACCGUAUCCUGUGAAAGAAGAACCCAUUGAACGAAAGAAUGCGAAGAAUGGUUAUGUUGAGUCAUUUGUUACCAAGACAGUAAUAAAUCGGGACGGAAAACCGUACACAGAGGAAUUUGUGGAACGCUUCAAGUACCCUACCAAAAAUCUGGAGGACGUUCGAACGACAAGAACUACGUACGAUCGAGAGGGGUCUGUAGAACGGAAGGAAGUGCAAAACUUUACUCGCAAUUUGAAUGAUAUCGGAUACUCAAGGCAGUUUUUAGAUAAAGGUGAUUCUGGAAUCGAGAACGACUUCAGAAAGGAUUCAUUCGUCAACGAGUUUCCGACGGGCAAAAAAUAUUCGUUGUCUCAGAAUAUUUUGGCUUGUGAGAGUUUCAUUCGGAAUGAACGAGUUCAUACCAACAACUGUCUACAGAAACCGAGAAGGAUGUACACUUAUAGGGAACGAAGCAUUGACGAUGGCAGCCGUUUUGAUCCACGAUUGGAUGAAUACUCAGUAGAUCGCACCAAGGUACUGAAAUCGUCACUAAAGCAAGAGAAAAAACCAGGAGGUUUAGCAAAGGUGAAAGAAUUUAUGAGUUCUACGAAAAAGAAAUUAUUAGGCGAUACGGAUAAGAAAGGCUCCAGACAAAGCAGUAUUCGCAGUGAGGAUCGGGCGCGAUAUGAGGAACAACAUCUUUCAAAGGUGUCCGACAUUGCCAAUCGUCGUCGACUGUCAACGCCCAAGUCCAGUCCAUCGACGACGAAGCGGUCGCUAUCUUUCAAGGGAGUAAAGGGUAGCGAAGCAACGAAAUCCUCCCGAUCCGAUUGGUUCAAGUCGUUUGAUCGUUUGUCCCGUAAAAAGUCGGAUGCCAAGUCCCAUGUCGGUAGCGAUUCGAAAUCAUCCAGUGGUAUCAAGCAGCAGAAAAGUCUGCGAUUUUUCGGGGAUACCGAUUCGGAAUACGUUGAUCAUGUGCCACAGAAAGUUAGUCGCUCGAAGUCUUCGUUGUCGAAAGUUGACAAACGAUAUCAAAGUGCUUACGAUUUGGAAGCGACACCAAAGAUUCGAGAGAACCGGAAUCGAUCAACGUCUAUGUUGAACUUGGACCAUGGCGAUCGUCAAAAGGAUUCCAAGCGAAAUGAUCUCUACGAUAUUUCCGAGGAUACGACGAGCUAUCGAAUGAGAUCACCGUCUCCUGCCUAUCCGCCUAAGCGGGUCCAUAGUAUAAAUCGGGAUUACACUCCAGAACGGUCGACUAGUCGAAAAAGUUACAGUCGAUCACGGGAGAACAGUGUUGAUCACUCAGAAUCAGAGCAUUACCAGCGCUCGAGCCGCAGUAGGAACGAACAACGUAGUAACAAACCACCUACAGGGCCCCAAAAACCAGCGCGAUCAUUCGAACGAAGAGGAAGCUUGACCAGGGAAUUCGAUCGGGUUCAUGACAGCUCCGGUACCGAGGGUGAAUCUAGUCAACAAAGUCAGCGCAGCGUUGUAUUUCUUCACGCCACAACAGUUGGUGACAUACCCCAUCCACAUAUAGCAAACGCUCACCGGAUGGCGUAUUCACGGGAGUCACUGAACAGCCCAAAAAAACUUCAACCAAUGACGCGAACCAUCUCCCGUUCGAUAUCGGUGUUGGCACCAUGGAAACCGAAACACAUCCGCGAAGGAUACGAAAUUAACUAUCAUAACGAUCAACAGCAACCGGUGACGAAACCGAUCUCAACCCUACCGCGACCGCUAAAGAACCGAUCGACUAGUCAAUCAACGCUGAAUCGGAAUAAACCGAAAAGCCGUCGCAAUAACGCAAGUGUGAAGGACGAUCUGGAUUCGGACAAGAGCUCUUCAUUCGACAACUCCCGGUAUCCGAGAACUGUCGGAGCUGGUCAUCAGACACACUCGUUACCACGAAGGCCAAGGGAUGGAUCAAGCUUGGCGGCGAAUCAAUCCGGUAGCUCGAGAACUAACACGCUUCAGAAACAGCGGAGAAUCUAACCUCACCACACAUGAAUUGAUAUGAUGUAGAGAAGUGUGGAAUAACACUGAUAAUAAUAACAGUAACCUCUUGUAGUCUUGCUUUGAUUUAUCAAUUUUCUAUUUAUUUGUGCUUGCCACACGAAAAUAAUUGUGGAUUUCUUGGAGUUUUAGCUUUUUAGUAUUGGAGUAAGAUUGUAAACUUGUCAUUACAUUUUAACGAUUGUUUGUUUUUGGAAAAGAUUUCAAUUGAGAAGAAGUAAAUUCACUAAAACGUAAUCACAAUCCAGGAAAAAAUCAUAAACAUUCCAUCAAA
Malaya genurostris is the source of this 4914-nucleotide messenger RNA. RefSeq lists its product as uncharacterized. The record is from RefSeq and is a predicted model, not a curated record. NCBI's taxonomy places the organism in Eukaryota, Metazoa, Arthropoda, Insecta, Diptera, Culicidae. The transcript has 11 exons. The coding region runs from base 1071 to 4619 and encodes 1182 amino acids.